AUCACCACUCUCUGACUAACACCCUGGACAGAAGCAUACCUCUGUCUUAUACCUCAUAUCUCUGUGUGUCUCUGCUCUGUAGCUACAUAUCUCUCUGUGUGUCUUUGCUCUGUAGCUACAUAUCUCUCUGUGUGUCUUUGCUCUGUAGCUACAUAUCUCUCUGUGUGUCUCUGCUCUGUAGCUACAUAUCUCUCUGUGUGUACAGCAUUCUUUCUGAUUCUACCCAUUUCUGUUUUCAUCCAUCACUACCACAACUUUUUCCUCUCAGUUGCCUUUCUCUAUUCUCUCUGUCACUCUCUCUCUUCCACUCUCUCUCAUUGUAAUAGUCUACAUUCACCUCUGCUACCUGUGGUCUCACUAUGAGUGGUAAUCUGUGGACGGAGGAGCAGUUCAACUGUCCUGUGUGCCUGGACCUCCCCAAUGAGCCAGUCACCAUCCCGUGUGGCCACAGCUACUGCAUGGGCUGCAUCAAGGACUACUGGAGCAAGGACAACCCUCGCUCCCCUGGAGUCUACAGCUGCCCCCAGUGCCGCCAGACAUUUUGUCCCAAGCCCUCCUUGUCCAGGAACACCAUGCUGGCAGAGGCCGUGGAGCAGCUCCGCAAGGGGGCCCUCACCACCUCCGCCAGGGAGUCCAUCCGGAGCGCCCACCGUGCCAACACCAUGGGUAGAGCCAAGGGAGGUUCCCGUGGUGGUGGUGUCAGCAGGCUGCCAGCCAUGGCCGUGCCCUGUGACAUGUGCCACGGCGCUGGAGACCAGCAGGCUGCAGUGAAGUCUUGCCUGGUGUGUAUGGCGUCCUACUGCGAGGCCCACCUGAAACCGCAUCAGACGAAAGCGGAGUUGAAAAAGCAUGAGCUGAUUGCGCCCACGGGCAAGCUGGCGCAGAAGAUCUGUACCGAGCACAAGUACCUGCAGGAGUUCUACUGUCGUCAGUGCCAGAUGUUUGUGUGCUGGCUGUGCACCAGUAACCAGCACAAGGACCAUGAGACCACCUCCACCAAGGCAGAGCGCACGGAGAGACAGAAAGAGCUGGCUGAGGUGCAGACAGAGAAUCAUCAGAGACUGAAAGAAAGAGAAGGAGAGCUGAAAGACAUGAAGAAGAUGCUGGAGGCAACAAAGCGCUCAGCAGACAGGGUACAUGAUGACACAGAGACGGUGCUGUCGGAGCUCCAGCGCUCAGUGGAGAGGCUCCAGGAGCUGGUGGAGGGUGUGAUGAACCAGGCUGGGCAGGAGAAAGUAAGCGAGGCCCAGGACGUGGUGGACAAGCUGGAGGCUGAGAUCUCGGAGCUGAAGAGGAGAGACAAGGACAUGAAGGAGGUGUUCCGCUGUGAAGACAACAUCCACUUCCUGGAGACCUGUGAGUCUCUGUGCAGCCCGUUUGAGUGUAAUGAUCUGUCGUGUGUGGUGGCCAAUCCAGAGGCUACGUUUGAGCCUGUACGUGAAGCCAUCCUGAACCUACGGGAGAGAGUGGAGGACAUGUGCAACGUGGAACUGGGCAAGAUCACCAAGACAGUGAAUGACACAACACUGUUCACCUUAGGAGACAAAGCAAAAAAAAAUGGUGUCCAGAAGACGGGAGGGUUCAGGAGUUUGUUUUCUGGUCUGGGAUCCAAACCAACAACAACAAACAACAACCGCCCUGCAGCUCCCACACCGACUGUCUCCGUGGCGGUUCGAGGUCCUAACUCACGUGGUGUAGGCCUGCACUCUCAGGAUGUUAGGAGCAGAGAGGAACCACGAGCUGACAGAGACAGGCCGAGGAGAGAGGAGAGAGAACCAGCCAGAGAGGCAGCCCCGAGACCAAGCACCAGAUCUAGUCCCACUCAGAGGCGGAAAAAGCCAGCCAAAAAUAGCCCUACCCAAAGUCGAAGAGAGACGCGCAGACGCAGUCCCAGUCCCACUCGAAGUCGUAGAGAGCCAGCCAGUCCCAGUCCCACUCCAAGUCGUAGAGAGCCAGCCAGUCCCAGCCCCACUCCAAGUCGUAGAGAGCCAGCCAGUCCCAGCCCCACUCCAAGUCGUAGAGAGCCAGCCAGACCCAGCCCUACGCCCAGCCGGAGAGAGACACCCAGACCAGAACCCACCACCACCCCUACCCCCGGUGCUGUUACCCAAGCCACCCCAGCCUCAGGAGCUUUCAGCCGGAUGGGAUCCAUAGCAAGUCUCUUCCGCUCCCAUCGACGUGCCACACCGGCACCUGGGCCAGUCAGCAACAACUCUGGUGGAGUUAACCCAUGGGGGAUGGGUGCACUGACUGAAUCCCAACCGGAAGUGAAUACCAGCCUUUUCCUGGAUCCGCCGACCCCUGACCCCAUCAUGAAUCAGAUGCCAGCUUUCCCUGCAUUGAGGAGAUAGACAUCUCCAGCAUCCAGGCCCCAGAGCCCAGGAGCAGAGAGGAGUUCCUGCAGUAUGCCUGUACCCUGACCCUAGACACGAGGACAGCCCACCGGCGUCUGACCCUGUCGGAGGGCAACACCAAGGCCACCCUACAGGGGGCAGGGCAGCCCUACCCAGACUGCCCCCAACGCUUCGACGGCUGGACCCAGGUGCUGUGCCAGGCCCCCCUUUCCGCCCAGCGAUGUUACUGGGAGGUGGAUUGGAGGGGGAAGGGGUCAUCAAUGGGCGUGGCUUAUGGAGCCCUGAGCAGGAAGGGGGCGGACGCCAGGGCGGGGCUUGGCUACAACGCCCAAUCAUGGAGCCUGGAGCUGUCGGAUACGUGUUGCACGGCAAUGCAUGACAAUGAGAAGAGGGACAU
Oncorhynchus tshawytscha (Chinook salmon) is the source of this 2751-nucleotide messenger RNA. RefSeq names its product tripartite motif containing 25, like (gene trim25l). NCBI's taxonomy places the organism in Eukaryota, Metazoa, Chordata, Actinopteri, Salmoniformes, Salmonidae. Gene Ontology annotation, molecular function: zinc ion binding. The coding region runs from base 360 to 2351 and encodes 663 amino acids. The transcript is spliced from 14 exons. The record is from RefSeq and is a predicted model, not a curated record.